This is a messenger RNA of Maudiozyma barnettii, 861 nucleotides long. RefSeq lists its product as uncharacterized. The transcript has a single exon. NCBI's taxonomy places the organism in Eukaryota, Fungi, Ascomycota, Saccharomycetes, Saccharomycetales, Saccharomycetaceae. The coding region runs from base 1 to 861 and encodes 286 amino acids. The record is from RefSeq and is a predicted model, not a curated record.
AUGCUUAAAUUAACAUUUUUUCUUUUGAUUCUGAAUCUAGCAACACACUUUUGCGACUCUUACCAGUUUAAUGUAUCAGACAAUUAUGACCACAUGUUAGUAAUAUCUACUGAAGAUCCCAGAUUCAGCACAGUGCGUGGGCUGAACAGGUCCACUAUAGAUUAUUCCAAAUACAAGAAAGUUAUUAAUUGGUCAGGAGUUUAUGAUAUGGUUGAUUUUGGUUCUUCUGUUGAGUUCACAAACGGAACAAUCAAGUCGUGCAAUAAUAGUAGGUCAACCCGUGACGAGAAAGCAGCAGGUAUCGUAAGAUUGAUAGAUCCAGACUAUAGUGCCUUCCGCGGUGUAGGUAAUGAGUCAGUCACUUAUAAAUUUUUUGACCAUGGUAGCAGCUAUAAUAAUGAUAACUAUCAUAUAAUUCAUUGGUCAGAUAAGAUACAAUCAUAUCUUAAAAGCGUCAGAAAGUUCUAUGAGACUUACGUGUCCCUUUUAAUCAAUAGUAUCAGCGAUUUCAUAUCUAUGUCAUUCCCCAUCGCAUCUGACAUGCUUAGCAAAUCUGCUAAAAAGGAAUGUGGUAGUAGUACCCAGUGGUAUAGAACUUACAAUAGUGCAGGAACUCAAGUUACAUAUUUAGUUGCCAUUUCCAAAUGGACAACAGGUAAGAACUGUGAUACUCAAGCUACAAAUGAAACGAUUGUUGAUGGAUUAGAAGAAAUGCUACAACAGGCAGAUAACGAGCACCUGGCCUCUUGGUGUUCCAGUUUUAACAAUGGUGAAACAUGGAAAACUGAUGUCAGAUUUUUGUUGUGCUUAGAAACCCAUUUUAGUGGUCAAAGUAUUUGGGAUAUUCCGUGCGCUGACUAG